AACCGGACACCGACUCUCAGAGCGGCUCCUGGCCGGUCACAACGCAGCGGAGCCCGGCGGCAGCAGCACUGAGCAGCGGGGUGACGAGCAGAGUCAGUCCGAGGACCAGCAGCUGAGGAGCGGCGCGGCGCGGCUGAGGCGGAGGCUCCGGUCCUCCGGUCCUCCUGCGGGACUUUAACGGCUCUUAACGGUUCUUCUCUCCUCUUCUCCCGCUGCUCUUUGUGGCACAUAACGGAGUUACCGUGAAAGUGGGUGAAGUACCGGCAGCCUGACAGCCAACAGCAUGAAGAAGAACAACUCCGGUAAACGGGGUCCGCAGGACUCGGCGCCGCAGCUCGCUCAGCCCGAUAAGGUCGGCUGGAUCCGGAAGUUCUGCGGGAAGGGGAUCUUCAGAGAGAUCUGGAAGAACCGGUUUGUGGUUCUGAGGGGAGAUCAGCUGUUCAUCUGUGAGAAAGAGGUGAAGGAGCUGGGCCGGGCUGACGAGGUGUUGGAUCUGUCGGACUACGAGCGCUGUGAGGAGAUCAGGAAGAACAAGAGUCGCAGCAAAAAGAACCACAGCAAGUUCAGACUGCAACGCUGCAGCACGCCGGGCAACACGGUUCCUAACCUGGUCUUCCUGGCGGUUAGUCCGGAGGAGAAAGAGUCCUGGAUCAACGUCCUGAACGCCGCCAUCACACGAGCCAAAAACAGAAUCCUGGAUGAGGUGACAGUCGAAGACUCUCAGCUGUCUCAUAUGACUCGAGAUCGAGUGAGGAUUCCUCACAACCGACGCCUGCCGACCAGAGGUCACCUGCUGGCUGUGGCCUCCACCUCCUCCUCAGACGGGAUGCUGACUCUGGAUCUGAUCCAGGAGGAGGACGCUUCGUCUUCUCAUGGCGCCAACGGCUGUGACAGGUUCAAGGUCGAUUUGGACAAAUCUAUGUCCCACCUCAGCCCGGACUGUCCCAGGUCCAAAACCGACGGCGCUCUCUCUGCCAGGACCGUCGAGGCUUCUGGGAAAUCCCAGAGUCUUCCCCGUCAGGUGGAGGUGGCGUGGGAGAAGACCUCCCAAACCCCCCAGCCUGGAAAAAGCCUGACGACGGCAGAGAAAAACCGCUGUGCCUCCAUGGACGAGAUCCUGACGCACUCAGAGACUAAAUCUGCUAAGAACAAGACGGUGGCGACCCGUUCACCGGCCUCAACGCCGACCCGCACCACGGUGCCCAUCAGCCAGCUGCAGGAACUGAUCAGCCAGAAGCUGGAGAAGACGGAGCGGCUGCUGACGGAGGCGCGAGGGGAGGCUGAGGGGAAGAUGAAGGGGAAGGAGUCGACUGAAGCUGAGAGACUCCUGAAGGAGGCGGCGGUGGCGUGGAGCCAGGCCCGGGAUGUGCUGGAGGAGGUGAAGGAGCUGAGAGCGUUGUACCAACAACUGGACUCCUCCUCCCCCGUCACCCCCUCUAACAGCACCAAACUGAACCCAGACCGCAAGAGCCCAAUGUGAGCCGCGUGGUUCUGACUCCUUCUGGUACAAACCGGUUCAUACUGGUUCAGUCCAGGUAGCGCCAACGCUGAACGCUGCUUCUGCUGGUUGGACUUCAGAUGAAGCUGCUGAGAACACGAUCAACCACUUUUAAAUUAUUUGGAAUAAAUCAGAUUCCCAGCAGUCAGGAGGGACCAGGACCAGGACCAGGACCCGACGAUACCGCUCAGCGCUCAGCUGCUCAAUGCCUCUCCACUAAAUAUCUUCCUCGCUUUGUAGCAUAAAUUUAACUUAACGUGUCCUUUGGAAGUUUCCUUAAAUACUUUUAUAAUCUCUAGACGUCUGUUUUCGGUUGCACAAACACUUGAGGAACCUUUAAGGAAAACUUCUCGUCAAAGUGAAAGAAAAUGUGCCAAGAUGAGAAAAACCAUCACUUUGGAUCCUUUUUAUUUGGCUUUAUGAAUAUUCAACAUGUUGGAGAUGUGUUGUUAUGUCUUUAGAGAAAUCUAAAGUAGAUGAAGUUUUAUGCAGCUGACGGUACAAAUGCAGAGUAAAUACUGUAUGAAUGCUGUGGAGGUCAGAGGUCAAAGGUGGAGGAGGUCCAGUCAGCUUCAGGAUUCAUUCCUGGUUGUUAUACGUCGUACAAACUACAGACUGAGACCUUAAAGGUACUAUAUGGAAUAAUUUACAUGCAUUAAUUGCUUGUGUUGCCAUUGUUUGAACAGAUUGUAGUUUAAAAACUGAGACCUUCCACGACUUUCUCGGUUGUCUUUAACAGCCUGCGGACUGAUUUCUAUGUAAAGGACUCGGGACGGUUUUGCUUGGUAACUCUAUCUGAUGAAGUCAUUUGCAAAUGGCGAGUUAGUUAGCAUCAUUGAGAUUAGACAUAACAGAUAGUAACGGUGAUAUAUGAUUGUAAUGUAACAUCAUGUCACUGUUUUGGCCGAUGCCCAGGAUGAUCGCUCGCCCCGACGGAGUGACUACUGAGUGCUUAACGGCCACCGGUGUGAUUAAUAACAAGGAUUUUAUAAAAGUAACAUAUAGUACCUUUAAAACCUACUGAGUGCUCUUCCUCUUCCAUUUGGACUCAGAACCAGUGUCUUCAGGUUUUCAUCCAGGGAUUGGGUAGAAAGGUCACAGCUCAGGUAAAGUUGUUGGACCAUUAACAGAUAAUAUGUCUUUUUAGUACAGUUUGUUGAAUAUAAUAACAUAGAUAUAAUAAAAUAUAAAACUACUCGUCAAAAUUACAAAACAAUGUCAGCAAAAUGGGAAAAAACGGGAAAGCCUCCUGUUAUUCCCAUUUAAACAUUUAGGUAAUACCUCAAAGUCAUAUUUUACUUACCAUUUUAUUUUCAUCAUUUCAUCUGUAUUUUUCUUCUGGUGGUGGAAAUCAGCGUCCUAAAGUCCUGAUCCGUUGAGAAGAACAAUGAAACACUGAAAAGAGACAUUAAAACCUCCUGAAGUUGGUUUCUGUUGUUUGUGUUGAUGGAAGCAAUAACAAAGUGACGUCACACCAAAGACACAAAACAAAUCAUUUAAAAUCUUCAUCUGGAUUCAGAGAUUUAACCACAGAUUCACAAAGAAAACACAGACAAUAAAGGAAUAUUCCAACAUUUUGGAAGUCUGUAAAUUGGAGGAGGUUAAAUAUCACUGUGUUUUCAUCACUGAUGUACAACAUGAUCCAACCUGUCGAGGGUCUGACCUCUGACCUCUGACCUCUAGUUCAGCCUCGUUUUGUGAAGAAAAUAGUAUUUUCAAAAAUCAGCUAUGCAAAUGUUGUAUGUGGAAGAAAAUACAUCCGGCGGGUUUGUUAGAGUUCAGUGAUGAGAAACUCUGAAUGUAAACACAAAGUUUGAGCAGGUUACGUUUCUGAAAAUGAAACUUCACAUAAAUGUUUUCAUUUUCAAAUGGUUCGAAAACCCCAUCUGAAUUUAAACUGUGACUUAAUGAUGCUUGUAUAAAUGGAAAAUCAGGUUAUAUUGCUUAUAUACUGUAUGGUCACAGAACGCCCAUACGAGUUAAAUGAAAUUUAGAUUAUUGCAUUUUCAUUUUAUAUUUUACUCAAAUAACACAGACAUAUGUGGACAAUUAUAAAUCUAUUAUGGAAUUACAUUUUCACAUUUACAUUAUCAUUUUAAUAAAUUCCCCUGUGGGCUUCCAUAAUUAAUAGUUCAGGUAAAAUCUAGAAAUCAUCCUGUUUUCACUGAUCUGUUUACUUCCCGUCUCCAUCGUCUGUUUGUUUCUGUGGCACUGAGCCGCUGCUGUAGCCUUAAAGCCAGAGGGGAUGAUGGGAGAUGUAGUCCUGUAGUGAUGUGACGCUGUGAGUCCUGAUCAGUUCAUGUGCUAAAAAUAAAACCUGCAAACUGAACCUG
Messenger RNA from Sebastes umbrosus (honeycomb rockfish), 3831 nucleotides. RefSeq names its product pleckstrin homology domain containing, family O member 1b (gene plekho1b). Gene Ontology annotation, biological process: regulation of myoblast fusion. Gene Ontology annotation, cellular component: muscle cell projection membrane; ruffle membrane. The record is from RefSeq and is a predicted model, not a curated record. The transcript is spliced from 6 exons. Lineage: Eukaryota; Metazoa; Chordata; Actinopteri; Perciformes; Sebastidae. Bases 284 to 1480 code for a protein of 398 amino acids.